ACUUUUUGCAAUGUUUUCCCGCUAGUUUUAAGCUCGUUUAAAGAUCAACAAUGUUUUGCUGAUAUUGAUACUCCCGCUCAGCCCUCAGUUCGUGGAAGACUUCGAAAAUGCAUUGAUUUUUGGCGUUCGUUAGAAGUUUCUCAGUUCAUCCUGAAUGUCAUUAUCCAGGGUUACAAGAUCCCGUUUUUUCAUCUUCCCACACCUUUCUCUAAAGCUAACAAUGCCUCCGCACGUAACAACAGUGCUUUUGUGUCUGAACCUGUUAAUGACCUGCUCAAGCUAUUAGUGUCUAUUUAUCACGCCUUUGCCCAAUUCUUUGUCACUCUAGGGGUGGUUCUCGCCAGGCCCUCCCAAAAUAAACUUAUUUGGUUCAGCGAUGCUGUGUUGUUAUUUGUUGUGAAGUGGAGACAAAAUUGUGUGCUACAUUGUCACCUUCAAAGAAAACAUAGCCGGAAGGAAAAUCUGUUUCGGGCGAUAUAUAUGCAAAUGCUGAUGAGCGAAAUAAAUUUACAUAACAUAACAACGUACCAAAGUAAAAUAGAGCCGAGAGAACUGAAACGACAAGCGGACAGUUGAACGAAAUCCCUCGCAGACUAGCGUCGUUAAAACCAAGCGUCUUGUAUUUUGGUAAGUUAAAAGAUGGCAGCCUUAUCUCAGCGUCAAGAUAAUUCUGAGCAUGUGUCCUCAAUUCUAAGGAAAGAAAAUUUAAAUGAAGUGUUUACGCCAAAAGAGACGCUCGAUCAGCGAUGGGAUGUUAUUUUGGUGGGUGAAAAUGGCAAAGAACUCAAAGCUCAUAAGCAAGUUCUUUCAGAGGCAAGUCCCUUCUUUGAAAAACUACUAAACAGCGACAUGAAAGAGUCCAGAGAAGGAAUUGUUCGUUUGGAAAUGUUUUCCGAGUCUGCUUUGAGAAAUACACUGCAGUUUAUUUACACGGGUACUGUUCAGAUAUUGGCUGAAGACAAUGCCCGAGAUCUUGUGGUUUCAGCGGAUUAUUUUAUUCUUCCGAACUUAAAACCGCUCGCUGAGGGAGCUUUAGGAGAGAUGUUGAAUACUUCAAACUGUAUUUCGGCUUACUAUUUUCCCCAAACAUAUCAAUGCGAGGAACUUUUGGUCAAGACCGAAAAAUACAUCAUUGCAAAUUUCACCUCCGUGUACGAAACGAACCGUGAAGAGGUUCUUAAUAUGUCGAAUAAAGAAAUGGAAAAGUGGCUUUCAGGUGAUGCAAUAAAUGUUAGCUCCGAAGAAGACGUGUUUAAGAUCAUUCUAGCAUGGAUUAACCGCGACAGAAACAAACGACAGCAAUAUUUCGCCGAGUUAUUUCGUCACGUUCGACUUGCUUUUUGCAUCGCGUGACUUUCUAUACGGUAAUAUUCUAAAGAAUGAUUUGGUGAAAGACAAUGAAACCUGUUUGAAACGUGUGGUGGACGCUAUACAUUUAAUUAAUUCACAAAACUAUGAUAAUUUGUCCAUUUCACUUAGAAAGUCGAUCGAGACCAAUGUUAUAGUUGUCACUUAUUCGAGCGCAAUAACCCCGAACAUCAGCCGUAACUGGGAACUUAUCAGUAGCGCUCAACCUAUUUUGUGUUAUUUUCCUCGAGAGGGCAGGUAGUGUAAGCUAGGUGAAAUACCUCGUGAAUAUUCUGAGAGGGUAGAUUUUAUCUUUGGUCGGGGUGAACUGCAUUCAUAUAAGAAGUGGCUUUUUUCUUACUGGGAGGCGCCUACACUUGCAAGCUAUAAUCCAUAUUCAAACUCCAUUAUCCAACAUAUUCCGAAACCAAGCCGGUUACCUUUUAACUGGGUAUUACGGGAAAUAUUUGUUGUGAAUGUCGAUGAAAUAUACGCUCGGGUGUCUGAAAGACGACCUGUGAAACCCAGAAGACGAGAUGCCAGGAACGUUAGAGGAAACAAAUGUGUUUCCUUCAUCACAACAUACAAAGUGGAAUCAAACUCGUGGAAAGAUGUAACUUCGUUUGAUCACUUGGACGCGAGAGAAGAUAUUUGCAUUGUAGCCAAAGAUGAUUUUGUCUAUUUUAUUGGCGGUAAAGAAAGACUUCGAGUAAGACAUGGCGGUCAGACGAGAGGUCAGACGACAAAGUCGACCAUCCGCUACACUGAUGUUUACAGGUACAGUCUUUGCAAAAACCAUUGGAAUAAGGUAGCUGACUUUCUACGACCGAAAAUGGAGCUGAGCGGAGCAGCCUGUAAAGGGAGAAUUUUCAUCACUGGAAGGGUUGCACGUCUGCACGAAACGUGUCAAUGUGAGGUAUACAGUGAAACAACAGAUGAGUGGCAGUUUAUUGCAAGCUUGAACAUCAGACAGGGGAUACGUGCCAAACUUUUGUCAGUUGAUCACAAACUGUAUGCUCUUGGCUGCCGCAUGUCGAAUUUUGAGGCCCCAGCAUCUGAUAAAAGAGUAGAAUGUUAUGAUGCUGACAAGAAUGAAUGGAUCGGGGAAACUGAAAUACCCAUCCGAAUGCUUUCAAACACCAGAGGAGUUGUGAACGCUUACCCGGCGAGAAUAUUCAAAGGCUUCCUCAGCAAUAGUCAAUUGAAAAGCCACAAUCCCUGGAGAUUUUCUCCUUCUGCCUGGUCAAGGGAAGCGAAUGAAGGGAAAUGUGUCAUUAUGUAAUCGAAAAGCCAUCUAUCACAUUGGUGCACUCGAACUGUCAUCGUAGUUACGGAGUUCGUGUGUGCAAUUCGUACACCACGCGGACCUAUUUUGUCUACCUUUCUCAUACCUGGCCACAAUCGAGCCUCAUUGUAAAUCAAUCAAACCCUUGUAACCAGUGAAACGAUAGCUAUGUCCAUGAUGGGCUUUUUGCUGAUAUUUAAAAUAAGAUGUUGAAGGAAAAUUUGGAGUAGUAACUUGUAAACCCCAUUUUUGUCUUUCUAAAAUUCAUAAAACUUCAUCCAGUUUCUAACUGCCACUAUAUAUGUGUGUAUUGUUAACCACUGAAAAUUUUGUCAGAUAAUAAUCCAAUGUUAAUAAAGACAAUGUCUGCUCAUGUA
This is a messenger RNA of Orbicella faveolata, 3009 nucleotides long. RefSeq lists its product as uncharacterized. NCBI's taxonomy places the organism in Eukaryota, Metazoa, Cnidaria, Anthozoa, Scleractinia, Merulinidae. The record is from RefSeq and is a predicted model, not a curated record.